UUUCUUGUCCGCAGAACUCUUGUACCGGCUGGGCACGUGCUGGUGCACGUGCACUACGCUGCGUUGAAUUUCCGCGAUGUGAUGGUUGCUUCUGCCAAGUUGGAUGCAGACGUUUUGUCCUGUAUCGACCCGGACGCUGUAAUUGGGUUCGAAUUCUCUGGUCGCCUCUCGGACGGCCGCAGAGUCAUGGGAAUGAGGAUGGGAGGUUGCUUGUCUACGGAGGUUAUAGUACCUGAAUUUUUCUUAUGGGAUGUACCUGAUGAAAUGACUCUCCUUGAAGCUUCUACCAUACCUGCUGCCUACGGAACGGUGGUGUUCGCGCUGGAGAUGGUGGGGCGCAUGGCGGCG
Messenger RNA from Gryllus bimaculatus (two-spotted cricket), 348 nucleotides. NCBI's taxonomy places the organism in Eukaryota, Metazoa, Arthropoda, Insecta, Orthoptera, Gryllidae. The record is from the annotation of a GenBank genome assembly.